Messenger RNA from Durusdinium trenchii, 4047 nucleotides. Lineage: Eukaryota; Dinophyceae; Suessiales; Symbiodiniaceae. The record is from the annotation of a GenBank genome assembly.
AUGUCUCUCAAGAAUGAUGCCGCCAAGCGCAAGGAAGAGGAUCCUACAUUUUUGACUGACGUUGCGACCGCAGUCAAGGUGAUGGACGGUGUUGAGGAGCCAUCCGUGAACCCCACCAGUUCAGUGUUUCAGGAGAAAGGUUACAAGUUUGAGAUCUUUCAGGACUUUGGCGCAGUGACUGAAGCUGAGUACAAACACUACACCGGCUUGAAGCCUGACAAAAAGAAUCUCACUCAGCUACCUGUGAAGAACCCUUCAGACAACACUACGCUGUACACGUUGGGCCUUGAGGGGCUAACAGAAGACCAGUUAGCCGCCAUUCGCAAGGUGAGAAUCUCAUACACGGAUGGGACCAUCAUGCAAACAAACUUGCUGCAGGCACAAGACAAUGUGAUCCAAGGGCAAGGCAAGCGAGUAUUCAAGCAUGUGGCUGACCAUCAGCUUGAAAAAAGGCCAGCGUCUUGGCGGUUUUCCUCAUGUCCUGAGAGCGUCAAGACUUUGAAGGAGAAGUGUCGAGUGGCCUACAACAACCAGAGAGAAGAAGGAGCAGAUGCCCGGACUCAGCUUGAAGAUUCUGAUGCUGAUGUUGGGGAUGACUUUGACGACAUGUUGUCGGACGAGGAAGAGCUUCCUGCUGCCCCAACUCGUCAGUCGGGAAUCGCUCUGGGAGAGCUAGACGAUGAAAUCAAGGCAAGGCCAAAGAAGAAGGCUGCCAAGGGAGGCAAGGCCUCAGAGAAUCAGAAGGCUACCUACAAGAGUUCUUCUGCUGCGGCUGCCGCAUCUGCCCCAGACAAGGCGGAUGAACGCAGCAAUGCUGGUUCCAAAACCAAGGCCAUAGAUUCAUUGGAUGCUGAGAUGAAGUUUGUGGCUGAAAAGCACUUGGCUACUGGCAGCGCGUCCAGUGUGAAGAGUUUGGCUGGCCUCAAGAUUGAGCUUUUUCUUGCUGGAACAUCUGAUGGAUCGGGCGAGAGGGCUCUUGCAUCGCAGAUUCGUGGCACAAAGAUCAUUCAGCAGAGUUUGGGCAAGAGCAACCAGAAUCAAGCCGCUCUCACAUUGCAAGAGCGAAUUGCUAGCUGUGAAGCAGGGUUGGCCUUACGGACAAAGCAGCUGCGAAGUUUUACUUCUGACUACCUGUCUACGCUGAUCGUCUCUUUGAAGGAUCACUGGAACGACUUCUCGUUUGAAAUCAAAGCCAAGAUCUGUGAUGCAAAGAGCGAUGUCAUUCAGAGAGAGUUGGCGGAGUGCUUCAUUGACGCCGGUGAGAACCUCGCUGAGAAGUUUGAUAAGACUGACAAAGCUAUCUCUGAGGGUAUGCCGCAGCGCAAGCAGAUCAUGCAAGGCCUGGCAAAGCAUAUCAUUCUGACUGUGGACAACUUUGCCGACAAUCCCACCUUCCAUGCUGGGAAGCCAUCCUUUGCGCAACUCUUUCAUUUCUUCUUGAUGGAUUUCGACGAAGCUGUCACUGCUCAGGAGAAGCAAGGAUCACUGACAGAUGGAGACAUUGAUGGUUUUGGCUCCAUCGAAGCAACGGUGAAGAUGGCAAAGGCUUCUGAUGGUGACACUACGGUUUUGACUCCUGCUUUGGCGCAAUUGCGUGCACGGGCAGAGGCUUUUGGCACCUACUUGAUUGAUGCGAUCAGCGACGAUCCCUUCUUUCGAGAAUUACAGCAAAGCAUUGUCUCGCCAGAACCCAUUGAGAGCUUCAUUUUGGCAUGGAUGGAAGGGUUGACCAAGCUCUUCUCUAGCAGCAGUGGCUUGGAGAAGUUUGAAUCACGGAAAGAUGUGUGUGGGCCGCUCCAUGAUGCACUUGGCCGCAUCAACCAAGUGUGCAGGUGCUUCGCUCAUUUGCUUUGCCUGAAUGAUUUGCCAGAAGGAGUGGAUUCGACAACAGAUGAUGAUGUCUUCCACUUUGUGAACUUCAAGGGUCAGAAUGUCUUCGAAGGUGCAAUCAGGCGCAUCCUCACGGAUAGCACUAGUCGAUGGAGCUCUGAAGUCAAUGACUUGGUCAGCAAAGGCGGGUCAGGCGCACUUGCAGGCAUGAAGAUUUCCAGCCUCGAGAGCCUACUGCAGCAAGAUAACCCAACGCCGUCUGCCUUGAGAGAAAUGGUCACCAAGUUGCAAGAUGUCCAGACUGCCAUCCGCACUAUGAAGCUCAAGAAAGUGAAGGAAACCUUUCUGGCCCGGUUCAAGAGUUUCUCAACCCAGGCCCGGAAUGGAAGAGCUCCAACUUGGCUGAAUUCUCUUGCCAUUGAUGCACUCUUGGAUGGAUUGGCUCUUGUUCAUGACAUGCCUGGUGCCACAAAUGAGCGGAAGCAGCUGCAGUCAUGGAGGACAAACCAGGUGAAAGACAUUGCGAAAAACGACUUGGUCCAUGUUCUGCAGAUCCAAGAGAAGGACCGUGUCGACUUCCAAUUGCUCAACACUUGCCUUGGCCACUGCUUCCCAGGCAAGGGCGACCAUUUCGACAAUGAGUUGACUGAGCAUGUGUGGAAAUUCAUGCCGCAGGCUCUGAGGAAGCUGAUGGAACUGGCGGUGCAAAUGACUCCAGAUCCCAGCAGUGUCAAAAGGAUCUCAUCUCUCAUUGAAAACCUUUCAUCGAAGCUGUGUGUGGAUGACGUGAGCAGUGUGGUCACACAGUUUGUUGCAUCCUGGAUGAAGUGUGCUCCUCUGGCAAUGAAGAUCAUUCAGGGCAACAUCAAGGUUCGCGAUGAGAAAGAAACCCUGCUUGACACUGAUCCUUCACUUGCUUUGCUUCGUGCCAUUAAAUUGAGUCGUAGCAAGAUGAUGGAAGAAAUUACUUGCAUGGAAUCCUUGGCAAAUCACAAAGAUGUGAAAGAUCUUGCAAAUGACCACCCGGUGCAGAUACUUGUGCAUAUGGAGUUGCCAGAAUCCCUGAUUCGAGAGCUUUCAAGCGAACACUUUGAUGAAGUCAUCGACAACCAAUGCAGCAAAUACAAGAUCAAGAUGGAAGAGCUGGCCAAGAACACCUUGGAGCUAUGCAAGGGCUACUCGAAUGCUGGCCCCAACUGCUGGAAGGAUAGUCUUUCUGGUAGUGACGUUGCCUUUGAUGACCUCUACAAAUUGGGAGAGAAGACCGUGAUGCCUCUUCAGGGAAAAAGCAUCAAGGAGAACACAACCAACUAUGCCGAGGUGGUGAAGGCUGCAGAAGACUUUGUGGCUACUUUUUCAGCGCAGGUGUCAACGGACACUGCUGCGGAUGGUAUGAGCAAACUUCAGGAAGCCAUGCGAUCGUCUUUGCACGCCAUGCAAGCUGCCAAGGUUCUUCUGAUUGAAGUCUUCUUGAUGAAGGCCAUCAGGAACCACAACAACAACAUCGCAGCCAGUGAUGAGCAGGAUGAGCAAAAGAUUGAGAAGGCCACGAAGGGUCGCCAGGCGGCAUUGGGGCUCAUUCGCAGGGAGCGUGCUGACCUAAAAGCUGCCCACUGGAAUCUUCAGGAUGACAUGGUUCAUCCUGUGCUGAUGACAAUUUCAGCCUCACUGCUGGAGUCUUCGGCGCCUCCUGCUGCUGUUGAGGCUGAAGCUGAAACUCCACUGGCGUGCGCCUCCGCCAAGUGCAGCGUCGAGCUUCGCUUAUCCCCCUGGCCGACCCGAGGAGUGGGAGACGUGGGGACGUGGGUGAGUCACUUUGAGCUGCGAAACAGAUGCGAAAGAGAGGAGGAAGAGCGACGCCGGCGGCAGCAGGACCUGGCAGGUGAUGAGGAGCUGGCGCGGCAACUGGCCGCUCAGCUACGGCUCACCUCUCCCGCUGAGACCACGCCAGACACAGGGUUCGACGAGGAGAGACGACUGCCACGGGUCGGCGACCGAAGCUUCGACACGGACACGUCGCGCGGCCGAAAUGACCUGGAUGGCGGAGAGCGGGUCGCUAGUGUCGAGUACCAUGCAAUGGACUCGGACACGGAGGACGCCUUCUAUGCCGAGCCACCCCGAGCGACGGGCUAUCACCACAUUUUGUGCAAUGUCUUGGUGAACUUCUUUCGGGCGGGGCCUUGGGGCUCGAAGCCACAGACGGUGUCGUUCAGAUAG